GUUCACCCCCUCCCUUUCCUCCACUCCACCCCCCCGGUCGCUCUCCCACCCGCAUCCCAACCCCGCGCCCGGACGGUGCCUGGUGCCGCGCGUCUCCACUGAUCCGCGCGGGCUCGCCCGGCGCGCCGGCCGCGGCCCCGGCCGGCCGGGUGAGUGAGCGAGCUGCAUGGAUCCCCCGGGGCCAGCCGGGCCGUCCUCGGCGGCGGGGGGCGACGCGCAGCAGCAGCACCAUGUGCAGCCGCUGGCACAGGCGCAGCCGCAGCCGCAGCAGCAGGCCGCGCCGGCGCCGGCGCCGCCGCAGCAGCUGAGCAGGUACGAGUCGCAGAAGCGGCGGGACUGGAACACGUUCCUGCAGUACCUGCGGAACCACCGCCCGCCGCUGACGCUGGCGCGGUGCAGCGGCGCGCACGUCAUCGAGUUCCUCAAGUACCUGGACCAGUUCGGCAAGACCAAGGUGCACGCCGCCGGGUGCGCCUACUUCGGACAGCCCAGCCCGCCGGCGCCGUGCCCGUGCCCGCUGCGCCAGGCGUGGGGCUCCCUCGACGCGCUCAUCGGCCGCCUCCGCGCCGCCUACGAGGAGAGCGGCCACCCGCCGGAGUCCAACCCCUUCGCGGCCCGCGCCGUGCGGAUCUACCUCCGCGAGGUCCGCGACUCGCAGGCCAAGGCGCGGGGCAUACCCUACGAGAAGAAGAACCGCAAGCGCAAGCAGCCCGCGCCGCCGGCCCCAGGGGAGGCGUCGGCGUCAUCGGCCGCCGCGGCAGCACGGGAGGCUGCUGCUGCUGCCGCCGCGAGCGGAGGAGACGGGUCCAGUGGCAGCCCGGCGGCGGCGCCAGCUGCACCGGCGACUGGCCAGGCGGGAGGGAGUGGUGGCGGUACUACUGCUGCACCGGCCAGCACAUCCCGAGUAUAGUAGAAUCACUUUGCAAACCAUGGUCUAUUUGCUUCUGUACGUCUCGCUAGCUAUACCUCGAGCUUUGCAAAAUUUGAGCUAUUUCUUUCUUCUGCCAUUUGGUUUCAGCGUCCUUACUUCUUGCUCUUUAGAAAUUGCCUCUCCUGCUUGCUGGUA
Messenger RNA from Panicum hallii, 1066 nucleotides. Its product is annotated as protein G1-like7. The coding region runs from base 167 to 910 and encodes 247 amino acids. The transcript has a single exon. Gene Ontology annotation, biological process: response to light stimulus; mRNA transcription. Lineage: Eukaryota; Viridiplantae; Streptophyta; Magnoliopsida; Poales; Poaceae. Gene Ontology annotation, cellular component: nucleus. The record is from RefSeq and is a predicted model, not a curated record.